Phytophthora nicotianae INRA-310 is the source of this 744-nucleotide messenger RNA. RefSeq lists its product as hypothetical. The transcript is spliced from 2 exons. The record is from RefSeq and is a predicted model, not a curated record. NCBI's taxonomy places the organism in Eukaryota, Oomycota, Peronosporomycetes, Peronosporales, Peronosporaceae. Bases 1 to 744 code for a protein of 247 amino acids.
AUGGCGCGACCUCGUGGCUCCAUGUCGGCGGCUAUCGACCCGCUUUUCGAGUUCGACGCGCCGCAGACGUUCGUGGACCUCAUUGCGCCGUUGUCACCGUUUCCCCCGGGCGCGCACGAUCCCUGGUUCGACCAGAUCCACCCUGAACACAGCAAACCCAGUGCGGAAUUAGCGAAGGAGUUGGCAGACGCCGUGCGGAAGUUGCAGGACAAGGAGCAGCAACUUAAGGACGCUGGCAAGUCCAAGAGCAACUCCAGACGCGAUCACAGGUGGAGCCUGAACAAGGAGAACCAGCAGCCAAUGGACUGGCGCGAGAUCGUAGCAACCCGGAAUAAGCAACUUCAGCAGAAGAAAAGGAGCAAGUUCAAGAGUUUGAAGGAGAUGCGGGCAACCCAAGAGCCCUUUAAAUUGCAAAAGACCAAGGUCAAGGUCAAGACGGUCUCUGCUCCGUCUUCGGAGAGCAGGAAGCCGCUCAGGGACUUGGGGAACAGCCUGAAUUCGGGCUGGAAGAGGGCGCCACCUGAGAAGGAGAUGAAGGACUUGCAUGAGCUACUGAAGAAACACAACAAGAAGUUUAAGACCACACAUACGUACGAGCCUCCACAACAUUCUGUGCGGGAGGUGAAGCAGUGGGAACGCGAGACUAGCAAGAGUUAUUAUGCAUUAUCGGCGGAGGAGCGUGUGCAGGCGAACCAAGAGAUUACGAUCUGGAAGCAGAGGCGACAAAUGGAGAGAAGCCGUUAG